Messenger RNA from Mizuhopecten yessoensis (Yesso scallop), 1719 nucleotides. Its product is annotated as tyrosine--tRNA ligase, mitochondrial-like. The transcript is spliced from 12 exons. Gene Ontology annotation, biological process: tyrosyl-tRNA aminoacylation. Lineage: Eukaryota; Metazoa; Mollusca; Bivalvia; Pectinida; Pectinidae. Bases 19 to 1467 code for a protein of 482 amino acids. Gene Ontology annotation, cellular component: mitochondrion; cytosol. The record is from RefSeq and is a predicted model, not a curated record. Gene Ontology annotation, molecular function: tyrosine-tRNA ligase activity; RNA binding; ATP binding.
UCCUACAAAUUUUCCAAGAUGGCGGCGCCCAUGAGCUGGAGCAUGAAGAAAUAUUGCAUUUAUGCUUUCAGAUACCAUAUUCGGUGCCUAAGAGUCGUGGGUGCAGGUCGGUCGGUACACCUCCCCAACAGCAGGACUUACAGCGCCAAGGCUCCCAGGAAUAUCCUGAGUCUACAUGACAGGGGCAUCUUUCAGAAUGUCUAUCCGAGUGGCAGUACCCCAGAACUAGUUAAACGGUUAUCAAAGCCAGUGACAGUUUACUGCGGAUUUGAUCCCACAGCUGAAAGUCUUCACAUUGGGAACCUUCUGGCAGUUGUUGCACUACUUCACUGUCAGCGAGGAGGACACAACCCUAUAGGACUGAUAGGAGGGGCCACUGCUAUGGUUGGGGACCCAAGUGGUAAGACCAAAGACAGAAACCCGAUGAAUGUGGCGGAGGUUGAGAAAAACAUGGAAUCCAUCGCAAAAAGUCUGCAGAGGAUAUUUGACAAUCACAGCCAAUAUAUGUGGAAGGAAGAUAGGGAGCUCCCUCCACUACAAAUUUUAAACAACGCUGACUGGUACCGAGACAUCAACGUUAUUAGUUUCCUCGCCACUGUGGGACGCCGAUUUCGACUUGGUCAAAUGUUAUCACGUCAAAGUGUUUCAGCGAGACUGAAGUCGUCGGAGGGGAUGAGUUUCACAGAGUUCAGCUAUCAGAUCUUACAGUCCUAUGAUUGGCUACACCUCUGUCGCAAUCACAAAUGUUCAAUACAGAUUGGAGGGAAUGACCAGCUGGGAAAUAUUACGUCUGGGUUCGAUCUCAUCUGCGCAGAAACGGAGGAACGUGUAUGGGGUCUUACCGUUCCGUUGAUAACAACAGCUGGCGGGGAGAAGAUUGGAAAAACUGCUGGCAAUGCUUUAUGGCUGAACCCAGACCAAACCUCACCUUUUCAUUUCUAUCAAUUUUUUAUCAAUCGGACAGACAACGAAGUUGAGAAGUACCUCAAACUGUUUACCUUCAUGUCGGACGAUCAGAUCAGCGCAGCCAUGAAGAAACAUAACAAUUGUCUAGACAAGCGGCAUGGACAGAACCUUUUGGCAGAACAAGUGACACUUUUAGUCCAUGGUGAGGCUGGGCUGGAGCAGGCCAAGAGAUGGACUUUGGCAUUCUACAGUGGAACGACAGACAGUCUGACAGCCCUGAGUUUGGAGGAGCUUCAGCAGCUGUUUAAAAAUGUGGUUACCGUGCCGAUGCUCCUCGACCCUGGCCUGACAGUGAGAGAAAUGUGUAUGAAGGCACAGAUCUUUGAUAGAGAAGUUGAUGCAGAUCGAACGAUCAAUGAAGGUGGACUAUACAUCAAUCAUUGUAGAACUUAUACUCCCGACCUUGUCUUGUUACCUCGGCAACACAUCCUAACAAAUGACAUCACUCUAGUCCGACUUGGGAAGAAGAAACAUUUCAUCAUAAGAUGGCUGACACCCUGAAAUCUUCACAUGUCAAGGCCGUACACAAGACAUUUAAACAUGGGGUUAUAUCUUGACGUUUUUACUUAUAAAGGCAGACUGACGUCAAUAUCUCGAUGUUACUCCGGUUAUAUCAUUGAUAGGGACGGAAAUCAUUGUUAAUGAUCCCUCAAUUUACAAAAUAUUUCUAAAAUUGUUAAGAAAUCUAUAACAUUCAAAUAUGUCAAUAAUAUGUUAUUGUAGUACAAAUUAAAGUUGAAUGGCUGUUGAAAA